Messenger RNA from Lepidothrix coronata (blue-crowned manakin), 2261 nucleotides. It is a transcript of the gene ASB13, whose product is annotated as ankyrin repeat and SOCS box containing 13. The record is from RefSeq and is a predicted model, not a curated record. NCBI's taxonomy places the organism in Eukaryota, Metazoa, Chordata, Aves, Passeriformes, Pipridae. Gene Ontology annotation, molecular function: protein binding. The transcript has 4 exons. The annotation marks the transcript as partial. Gene Ontology annotation, biological process: protein ubiquitination; intracellular signal transduction; positive regulation of protein catabolic process.
GAUUCCGUGAUUUCCCUGCAGGUGGACGCCAGGAACAUCGACGGCAGCACCCCCCUGUGCGACGCCUGUGCCUCGGGGAGCAUCGAGUGUGUCAAGGUGCUGCUGUCCCACGGUGCCAAGGUGAACCCCCCCCUCUACACGGCCUCCCCUCUCCAUGAAGCCUGCAUGAAUGGCAGCCCCGAGUGUGUCCAGCUCCUCAUCGACGUCGGCGCCAACCUGGAGGCUCACGACUGUCACUUUGGGACUCCCCUGCACGUGGCCUGUGCCAGGGAACACCUGGACUGUGCCAAGCUGCUGCUCAAGGCAGUUCCCAUCCCAACACCUUCCACCAUCCCACGUUGCUCCAGCCUGGAUGGGGGAACUCUGGAACGUUCUUCCCCUGGAGGCAGAGAGUUCUUGGGGACAAAACCGAACAUUUCGGAGCUGCGGGCGGUCGAUCCAGCCUCGUGGACAAUUCCAGAGACCCCGCUGAGCCUGUCCCAGCUGUGCAGGGUGACGGUCCGGAAAGCCGCCGGGCAGAGGGCCCUGGAGAAGAUCUCCAAGCUCGACAUUCCCCCCCGGCUCAUCCAGUACCUCUCCUACAACUGACGGGGAACGGCCGGGAAGGAGAAUUCCCCGGAAUUCCCGCGCCACCAAGGGUCUUCUCUUCCUCUUCUACCUCCCCCCCCCUCCAAGAAACUCAAGUUUUAAUUUAAAGCAAAACUGGUGUAAAUAGUAUUUCUGAGGCCGCGCUUCCUUCCGCUCCGUGGGCAAAUCCCGGGAAUGCUCCUGGGGGGAGGGAGAUUGGGGGUUUUUUAGGCUGGUGGAACGGGAUUGAUGUUCCCUCUUUUUCCCCGUGCUCCAGCCAAGGCUCCCUUUGGAGCCAGGGGGGAAGAAAUGGAUACCCCUGGAACGGGAUUCAUCCGUCCCCUUUUUAGAUUCCCGUGGCCGGGAUGACGGGGAAUGAUCCGGGACACCUGGAAUGGCUCCAGGACACCUGGAAUGGCUCCAGGACACCUGUCCCUGUUGGCUGCACUGGGAUAGGGGAGGGAAUGACCUUGGAUUUGGGUGGUUCUCCAGAGGAUCCACACCCAGGGGACAAAGCUCAGGACCCCCCGGAGGCAAAUUAAGCCCCCAAAUUAAGCUCGGGGCUAAUUAGAGGCUCUUCCCGGCUUUUCCAGGGGGAUCCACAGGCUUUGGCUCCGCACCAGGAUUAAGGAAAAACCGCUGCCGGGUUCGGCUUCGGCUCCUUCCUCCUGUGCCGAGCGUCCCCCCCAUUCCCAGGCUCAAUUCCAAGCCCAGGGAUUCUUCCCUGCUCCCAAAAUAUUCCCUCCGCUCCGUGUGCAAUAAGUGGGACACAUCCCAGGGGUGUAUCCCUGCGGGAUCUGCCUGGAAUUCUGGGGGAUUUUUAGGUUGAUUUUUUUUUUCCCCCCCUCUCCAGAGUUUGGCAGCCCCGGAUUCCCGGGCUGGAAUUCCUGGAGCUUCGUCCUUAGGGAGCCAAAACCAUCCAAAACUUCCAGAGGGACCGUUCCCUGUUGUCCUGGGUCGGAAUUCCACGGGAUCCUGGGAUGGGAUGGAGCUCCCUGAGGAGUCCCCCCCUGACAGAUCUUAGCGCUGUGAUGGGAACAAAUCCCUCCAAAACGGGAUGAACCCCCCCCCCCCUUGUCCGAGGUGGAAUCCGGGGCUCCCGACACCAUUCCCGCCGGGAUCUCAUCCCAACAAGUCGCUUCCAAGGGGUCUCCUCCUUGGGAAGGAGGAUGCAGGUUGGGAGAGCCGGGAUGAAGGACUUUAUGGGGAGCAGAAAACCACUUUAUUUUUCAUUUUUAAUUAGAUUUUCCCCCUCCCCACAUCCCUUUUUCUUUUUGUGCCGGAUCGGGAAAAAUUCCCAAGAAAAAUUCCCAACAUCCCGCUCUUCCAAUCCCGGGUUUUUUUGGUGUUUCAAAUCCCAGAAAUGUGAAGCUCAGGGAAAGCCCUCCAGGUUGGUUGGUGUGGGAUUCAUGGAUGGGAAUUUUAGGGAAUAGUUUGGCUCGGAAGGGGCUUCCCGAGGCCGUUCAUUCCAACCCUUUUUGUUGGAUCUUCCCAGGAAAAGCUUCUCCCGCCCAGCUGACGGAUAAACACGGAUUGGGAAAGCGCAGCCGGGGUGAAAAACUCUCCUUUUGGGUCAAAAAUCUGAUUAUUAAGUUGCUUUUUUAACACUGACACAGCAAUAAAUCCCAAAUUUCCGGCGGGAAAGCCAAAAAAAUUCCUUGGACAACCGAGAAUAAAAUUCCAGGAUCCUCUUC